AUGCGGCUGUCUCGCAGUCUCGCUAUCUUUGCCCUCGCAGUCGGCUCGUGCAGCGCAGAUGCAUAUUUCUCGGAAGGCUGGAAGCCUGGACAACAGGUGCAGCGCGAGACCCAGGCUGCAUCCGCCACGUAUGUGCCCCAGCCGUCUCAGACAACGCAAGCUGGUGCGCAACCCCCCAAGGCAACCCCGUUCAGCUUCUCCAGUCUAUUCAGCAUCGAUAAGCUGUUGACUUCGGAGCCUGCGGUGGCCCUGUUCAACACAUUCGGUAUCAAUAUCACAGAGAGAGUCAAUGCUGUGGUCAACGUCAAACUAUGGGACGAGCGAGUACCGCUUAUCACAGACGACAACUACCAGGACUUGAUCGUCAACGAACCUCUGACAGAACAAGAAGCCGAGGACAGAGUGUGGGUCCUUGUCAUUACUGUAACUGCUUCAAGACAAGAGGGCGUCUCCAAAUUCAUGGACGAAGUCUUCGACGAUGCCUUUAAUCAAACACAAAUUGCUGGCGAUCUUCCUAACGUCAAAUGGGGCCGUAUUGAUUAUCUCAACGUUACGGCAAUAACCACAAAAUGGGGUAUCUGGCAAGCACCAUAUCUUGUUAUCCUGAAAGACCGUGGCCAGAGCCUACGGUUCUAUCGCCCAUACCAAAUCCGCCUCCGCGCAGAUGCCCUCCGCGAGUUCCUCAAAGUUGAAGGCUGGCAAUACACCAAACCAUGGUCAAGUUCUUUCUCUCCUGGAGGCAAAAACGAAUUCAUCAUGGAGUUCAUGGCGGUUUGGUUCACCAAAAUUUACAACUACGCAGUCCGCAUCCCGAAAUGGAUGAUGGUAAUGAUUUCGGGAGGUGUCGGGUCUCUUAUUAUAAGUCUCCUCCACCGACCUUCGGUCAAGAAAGCAGAGGCUGAGAAAGCAGCUAAAGCCAAAGCUCAAGCUCGCGCAUCUAAACCCAUUGCACCGCCUCCAAAAGCAUCCACGCCAGUCGUUGCGGCCGAGAAGUCUGCUCCCAACACUGACAGCGAAGUUGACGCCUCAGCUCCUGCACCGAGACGAACAAGCGCCAGGCAGCGCAAGAAUAAGAAGUAA
This is a messenger RNA of Psilocybe cubensis, 1080 nucleotides long. RefSeq lists its product as uncharacterized. The record is from RefSeq and is a predicted model, not a curated record. NCBI's taxonomy places the organism in Eukaryota, Fungi, Basidiomycota, Agaricomycetes, Agaricales, Agrocybaceae. The coding region runs from base 1 to 1080 and encodes 359 amino acids. The transcript has 4 exons.